AUGAAGUACUUUAACCUCCUGCCCUUCCUGUUUGCCACUGAGGAAAUCAAUAAAGACCCCAGUCUCCUACCCAACAUCACUCUGGGGUACAACAUCUAUGAGAACUAUUUCAAUGAAAGAAUGACUUAUGAUGCAGAGAUAGACCUGCUGUCUGGUGGACAGAAUAAUAUUCCAAACUACAGCUGUGGAGGAAGGAAUAAUCUCUUGGCUGUUUUUGAGGGGGCCGACUCUGAAACCUCCAGCCAGAUUACGGACAUGUUAAGCAUCUACAAAUUGCCACAGACCCUGCCUCUUUCUCGGUGUACUGAAAGCUGUCCACCUGGAUAUGUCAAGGUGAUUAAGGAAGGAGAACCUAUUUGCUGCUAUGCCUGUUCUCCCUGUGUGGAAGGGACAGUCUCCACUCAGGAAGGAAUCUUCAUUAAAUACUUAGAAACUCCAGUUGUCAAAGCCAACAAUCGGGACCUCUCCUACGUCCUUCUCGUCUCCCUCCUGCUUUCCUUUUUGUCCUCCUUUCUCUUCAUUGGUCAGCCCAACAAGGUGACCUGCCUUCUCCGACAAUCUGUCUUCAGCAUCAUCUUCUCCAUUGCUGUCUCUUCGCUGUUGGCAAAAACUGUCACUGUGGUGGUGGCCUUCAUGGCCUCAAGGCCAGGGAGCAGGAUGAGGAGAUGGCUGGGGAAGAGCUUGGCCAACUCCAUAGUCCUUUUCUGUUCCAGUAUCCAAGUGAGCAUCUGCAUUCUCUGGCUGGGCAUCUCUCCCCCCUUCCCAGACACAGACAUGCACUCCCAGCCUGGACAGAUUGUACUGCAAUGCAACGAAGGGUCUGUUGCUCUGUUCUAUGCUGCAUUGGGCUACAUGGGCUUCCUGGCUGCCAUAUGCUUCACUGUGGCUUUCCUAGCCAGGAAGCUGCCUGGGGCAUUCAACGAAGCCAAGCUGAUCACCUUCAGCAUGCUGGAAUAA
Molecule: messenger RNA, 957 nt
Organism: Eublepharis macularius
Lineage: Eukaryota; Metazoa; Chordata; Lepidosauria; Squamata; Eublepharidae
Product: vomeronasal type-2 receptor 26-like
Exons: 4
Coding region: 1-957 (318 amino acids)
Biological process (GO): G protein-coupled receptor signaling pathway
Cellular component (GO): membrane
Molecular function (GO): G protein-coupled receptor activity
Source: RefSeq, a predicted model, not a curated record